This is a messenger RNA of Necator americanus (New World hookworm), 1527 nucleotides long. RefSeq lists its product as uncharacterized. The record is from RefSeq and is a predicted model, not a curated record. The transcript has 11 exons. Bases 1 to 1527 code for a protein of 508 amino acids. Gene Ontology annotation, cellular component: cytoplasm. Gene Ontology annotation, molecular function: glycosyltransferase activity. Lineage: Eukaryota; Metazoa; Nematoda; Chromadorea; Rhabditida; Ancylostomatidae.
AUGGAUGCGGAAUGUGCGUUACAUGGAGACGUACGUACAAGUAAGAAGAAGCAGGAGGAGCGUGACGGACAGGGGAAGGUCGGGCGUCUUCGGGGUCGACUAGACGAUGAGGGCGAGAUUCGUCGCGAGACUACUGGUUUCCUUUCUCUUCACACUUAUCAUUACAUUUGUGUUUGUCUACAAUCACUUAAGGACAAUCAAUCUCAUCACGUGGGAGAAAAAUCGUCGCAUUUAAUCCGAAGAUCGGUGUUGCUCCGAUAUGGAGAUGAGGAUCGACUGGUAGUCUUCUCCGCAUAUAACCACUACGACAACAUCACUGUCGUUCUCGCUUCCUACGGAUAUUUCAUGCGUCCAUUGUUCUGUCGUCUUUUCGACAGCCAGAUGAACGAAAUCCUGCCGGCCACUCAGUCACUGGUUUUUCCUGAAUUCACCGUACGAUGUCCUUCGAGCGCCACAGCGCGAUUUGUUGCUGUUUCGCUGAACAGUGACGAUGAAAUCAAUGCAUCUAGUAUGCAAAAGAUUGGAACGCCUAGAACAGACGAACACUUCUUCUUCAGCGUAUGCUUGGCACCGUUAUGGGGUGAUGCUCCCAAAUGGUUGAUGCUGAUAGAAUUCAUCGAGUAUUACAUUUUACAGGGCGCUAAGCACAUCUCCAUCUACAAGCAACACAUUGAUGAGCUGACAAGACUUGUGCUCGACAACUACGUCAAAAAAGGGAUCAUAGAUGUGGUGGAGGUUAACGAGUCAACCAACUGCCUAAAAAGACACAGAUGUCGACAUGAGAUGCAGCUGCAGGAUUGCGUUUUCCGACAUCGCGGUAAGAGUAAGUGGGUAGCAAUGGUGGACUUGGAUGAGAGGAUCAACGUGAACGACAAGACGCUGAACGGUUAUAUGAGAACGAUAGAAGAUGGGAACUACGGGGAGCUGCGGUUUCGUUGCCGCUGGAUACUUCGAUUAGCAGAAAUACCCAACGAUCCAGAGACAUGGAGAAAGGAAGGUGCUUUCACUCCAAUGGUGUUAUGGCAUAACACCAGUCAUGUCGCACCAAUAAACCACACAACCAAGAGUAUAAUACAACCUCACAAGGUGGAAAGUAUGGGCGUACAUCAAGUUCUACGAUUUGCUUCGGCUGCUACGGUAUUUCUUGUCCCUCCAGAGGUAGCAGUGGUAAGGCAUUAUCGAAACGUCCGAGGUUGGUCAUACUUCCUAAAGGAGGCAGAGAGCUUUGGUUCGUUUGAAAAUACAGAGCUCACCUCCAAUUUGGUCGACAAUUUACAAGCGAAUGUUCUCCGAAAAGUCGAUCUACUUUUCCCAAGCAAAGAUCUCACUCUAGUUCGAGUAAAACCUUUGCUUUCUCAGCUAAGUUCAAGCUUCUCCGGAAAUAACAUCUCAAUUUUUGCAUUGAAAUUUCAUGAAAAAAUGAACUACCCACUAACGAGAAGUAGAGACCGCCUGUGCGACCCGCAUAACUUCAUACAUCGGAAGCGAUCAAUAGAAACAAUCAAUAUGCUACAACUGAAUGGUUAA